This is a messenger RNA of Impatiens glandulifera, 1887 nucleotides long. RefSeq names its product acetolactate synthase 1, chloroplastic-like. NCBI's taxonomy places the organism in Eukaryota, Viridiplantae, Streptophyta, Magnoliopsida, Ericales, Balsaminaceae. Gene Ontology annotation, cellular component: acetolactate synthase complex. The transcript has 3 exons. Gene Ontology annotation, biological process: L-valine biosynthetic process. Gene Ontology annotation, molecular function: flavin adenine dinucleotide binding; thiamine pyrophosphate binding; acetolactate synthase activity. The record is from RefSeq and is a predicted model, not a curated record. The coding region runs from base 1 to 1887 and encodes 628 amino acids.
AUGUCAUUAAGUGUAGUAGUUAAGUCAUCUCUUGUAAAUUCUUCAGAGGAGAAAUCAAAUACCUCAGCUUCUUCGGCUGCCUCUUCUACUAAUUCGUCACCUGCUCCGAAUUCAUUCUACAUCUCUAAGUCCGCCGCCGAUGAGCCCAUAAAGGGAAGUGAGAUUAUCGUCGAAGCUCUCUCAAGGCAAGGCGUGACUCGUGUCUUCAACUAUCCAGGCGGAUGUUCAGUAGAUAUUGACCAAGCUUUAACUCGCUCCAAAACCAUCAAAAACAUCCUUGCUCGUCAUGAACAAGGAGGUGUUUUCUCCGCCGAUGGAUACGCCAGAGUCUCAGGAUCUCCAGGCGUUUGCAUAACAAGCGCAGGUCCUGGCGCCACCAACCUGCUAACCGGCCUUCAGAAUGCCAUGUUCGAUAGCAUACCAAUCGUCGCGAUUACAGGACAGGUCCCAAUGAAAUUGAUAGGAACCCAUGCGUUUCAGGAAACGCCAAUAAUUGAAAUAACUAAAUCAAUCACAAAACACAAUUACCAAGUUCAAGAUGUUAAGGAUAUUCCAAGGAUUGUGAAAGAGGCUUUCUUUAUUGCUACCUCCGGUAGACCUGGUCCUGUUCUUAUCGAUGUUCCUAAAGAUAUACAACAAGCAUGGGCGGUUCCAGAUUGGGAACAACCCAUGAAAUUACAUAGCUAUAUAUCGCGAUUACCUCAACCUCCAACUUCAAAUCAAUUGGAGGCGAUCGUGAGGUUGAUAUCAGAAUCCAAGAAACCGGUUUUGUACGUUGGAGGUGGGUGUUUGGAUUCAAGUGAUGAACUUAGAAGAUUCGUGGAGCUUACUGGAAUUCCUGUUGCGAAUACAUUAAUGGGUAUCGGUGUGUAUCCAUAUUCAUGUGAUCACGAUGAUGAUGAAUUCUCCCUUCAAAUGCUUGGAAUGCACGGUACCGUGCAAGCUAACUAUGCCAUCAACAGCUGCGAUCUCUUGCUGGCUUUAGGCGUUCGGUUUGACGAUCGUGCAACAGGAAAAGUCGAAGAAUUUGCUAGGAGAGCAAAGAUUGUUCACGUCGACAUUGAUUCAUCGGAGAUUGGAAAGAUCAAGAAGCCUUAUGUAUCUGUUUGCGCGGAUCUAAAACUGGUUCUAAUAGGGUCAAACAAGAUUUUGGAACAAUCCAAACAACCUAAGCUUGAUCAUUUUUCUCCAUGGAGACAAGAACUACUCCAACAAAAAAAGAAACAUCCAAUGAAAUAUAAAACAUUUGGAGACCACACAAUUCCUCCUCAAUACGCCAUUGAAGUUCUUGAUGAGCUUAUAACUUAUAAUGAUCGCGAGAACACCAUUAUAAGCAGCGGAGUUGGUCAGCAUCAGAUGUGGGCAGCUCAAUAUUAUAAGCAUCAAAAGCCACGUAAUUGGGUAUCAUCAAGUGGAUUUGGAGCAAUGGGUUUUGGUCUGCCGGCGGCUAUAGGGGCAGCGAUUGCAAAACCAGAUGCAGUAAUAGUUGACAUUGAUGGGGAUGGAAGCUUGUUGAUGAACAUCCAAGAGCUGGCCACGUUGCGGGUGGAGAAGUUGCCGGUGAAGAUAAUGGUGUUGAAUAAUCAAUACCUAGGGAUGGUUGUGGAGUGGGAAAACGAAGACAGGUUGAAUAAGGUUGCUAAUAUGUCGCAUACAUAUCUGGGAAAUAUAGAGAAAGAAUGGGAGAUAUUUCCCAACAUGUUGAAAUUUGCGGAGGCUUGUGAUAUUCCGGCAGCUCGUGUGUCGGAGAAGGCGGAGGUCAAGGCGGCGAUCAAGAAGAUGUUGGAUACGCCUGGACCUUACCUGCUUGAUGUUAUUGUUACACAUCAAGCGGUUGUCCGGCCAAUGAUACCUAGUGGUGGAUCAUUUAAAGAUAUCAUUAUUUAA